This is a messenger RNA of Penaeus indicus, 603 nucleotides long. Its product is annotated as zinc finger protein 510-like. The coding region runs from base 1 to 603 and encodes 200 amino acids. The record is from RefSeq and is a predicted model, not a curated record. Lineage: Eukaryota; Metazoa; Arthropoda; Malacostraca; Decapoda; Penaeidae. The transcript has 8 exons.
AUGGGUAAACAAGAAUGCCUUGAUUGUACCACACUGCAGAGUAAAGCCAACUUACAGCGACACAUAAGAGUUAAUAUUCGUAGAAAAGCAGUCAGUUGUUUCUAUUGCAGUGAAAAAUUGAAGCAGGACUGUGCUCUCAAAGAACAUGUAAAAAUUUCACAUAACUCUGAAAACUCUGGAGAGGAGGCUGGAAUGAAUAUGGAUGAGCAAAAGUUUUGCCUUCCUGUGUAUGAAGCCAAAGUGCAUUCUAGAGAGCAUGUAAAGAUAUAUGUUUUGCUAAGGAUUGGUCAGUGUCCUGAUAACUGUAGUUUACAUGCCAGAAAAAUUCAAAGAACUGAGAACAACUUAAUCCAGCAUGAGAGGACACAUACCAAAGAUAGAGCUUUCAGUGUACACAGUGUGCACACAAAUUUGGUUCAAGAGAAUGCCUUAGCACAGCAUGAAGCAACACAUAAAACUAGACAACAGGAUAAAAGUUUUCAGUGUUCCAUUUCUGAGUGUAGAUUCCUUCCAGAAGAACACAACACAAUGCUAAGAGGAGGACAAGGAGCCUUCCGCGUCUAUCAAUGUGAUAGCAAGUUCAGUUUGGAGAAUGACUUAUAA